ACACUCUGUUAUCUGCGCCGCAUAGGCCGAUUAUAGUCAACAAGUAAAUAUGGCAAGCAUUCGCCAGCGCCUUCUUGUCAAGGGAGAGGACGCUACCUCCGUUCAACCAAUUAUUGAUACCCUUCAACGCUUUGGUUUUAACGUGGAUGAUGAGCCUGGCGAUGCCUUCUUUGGGCUAGAUCCUGCUGAGCCGAGCCUGAACGUUCGGCAACAAACGGUGCUAAAGAUUGCUAUCGGAGGGCGGACUCCAAGCCUGGCGCUGGGCGCGAGCGUGGGAGGUGGCGGUGAGUGCAACUAUUUGGCUUUGCGCAUCCUGCGGCACCUGCUGCUACCGCGCUGCACAUGCAGCAGCGGACGACACGACGGCAACACGCCUUCGCGCGUGUCUCCCCCCGUUCGCGGCGGGCACUCUGUGGAGGGGCGCUCAGGCGCUCAGGGAGUGCUUGGCGGAGCGCAUUACCCCGGGCUUGCCCUUGCCGGCCUCGGUUGCGCGGCGGCUGUUCCAGCAGAAUGCGGAGCUGCGGGGGCCGUUGGUAUCAACGGACGACUCACAGGAGGCUGCGUCUGCCGACGCGCUUGCAGCGCACGUGCGGCAUGUGAUGGUGGACUUCGAGCCCCUUGUCGGGUCGGAGAUGUACACGGGGCACACGACCCGUGCAGUGCUGGAGGAUACGCUGCGGCUCGUCAUGAGGUAUCUGCCUGGGCCGCCCAUCCUCAUGGACCGGAACAGGGUUGGCACAAGCGGAGCGACGACCGGGAACCUGCGGCCCGACUUCCUGGCCUGGGUCAACAGCGUUCUGCUGCUGAAAGGAGAGGAAAAGGCGGCGGCGUCCGAGCUGCAGCACGCUGUCCAGGAGCUCACAACCAAGGUUUCGGAUGCAUGGGCAGCGGGCCUACUGCCGCACACGCCGCUGCCCAGCAUGCUGGCCUACGCCGCCGCAGGCGCCGUGCUCCAGGUGCGCCUGCAAUCUGUAUUUUGCAGCCUGAUGUCUGGUCUGGUGGGGUGCAGGCGACGCCAAUCAGCGGCAUAAUGGACCUCGCCACGGCGCCGGCCCGGCUGCAGGCGUUGACUGCCUCGUUCAACAUCUGGCGGCUGCUGGCCGGGUACGCGUCGCAGGGGCCGACCGCUCCCAUCGGCAUGGGGCAAGUCGUGUCUUCGCCGGACGGCCUGCGCACCUACUGCCUGCUGCCGGGCUUCUUCCGCAAGUCCAUUCGGCAGUUCUCGCUGCACGCGCGCUACACAAGCUUUAAGCUGUUGCAAGAGCUCUAUGGCAAGAUGUCGGAGCGGAAGCACAGGCUGAGCAUCAUCCAGGCGUGCAACGUGAACGGGGUUGCCGGCCCGCGGCUGCAGCAGCAUGACGACACCUACGUCGUGCACCUGGCCCCGGUGGGUCAGCCCUGCAUGGGCCCGCCAGCCACAGAGUCCGACCUCGCGUGCGCCGUGCUGGGCGUGCUGCGCGGCCUGGCGGCGCUGCACAGCGAAGGCUAUGUGCACCGCGAUGUGCGCUGGCCCAACGUCAUUUUCCUGCCCGCUGAGAAGCGCUGGCUCCUGAUUGACCUGGAGCACGCAGGCCAGGAGGGGUGUGACUGCAGCAAGGAGCCGUUUCCCCUGCCGUUCUGGAGUGAGCGCACGCUGGACGAUGGCAAGUACACGGCGCAGUCGGACAUGCGGAUGGUGGCGGAGCAGCUGAUGAGCCACUUGUCGUUUCCGCUGGAGGACUCGGGCCAGGAGCUGCGCCGGCGGCUGCUGGGCAACAGGUUUUCAGCUGCGCAGGCAUUGAGGCACCACUGGCUGGCCCGCGCCAGCGGCCGCUAGCGGUGGCGGCUGGGCAGGCGUCGUGUGACGGCACAGGCCGGGCUUGCAUGGCGCGGGAUGGGCCGGUGGGUGCCAGGUGAUUGUUUACCUGUAUGCGACAAACUCCGUGUAAGGCAAUGAUGUGCUGAGGUGGCUGCCUUCUCAGCUGAAUUUCUCACGCGUGAAUGACGACAAGUAUUUCUAGGGAUGGGGCCGGUGUAUGGGAUAAAGCAACCGGCACGGUGGAGAAAGGUCAAGGAAGAAAGUUUGCUGCCGCGCAUUCCUCACGCUCCGGGCGCCCGGCCAGGCGAUAGCACCACACAAACACACCGCAACGCCACACUCGCGAUGCAGAGCCGCAGAUUCGGUGCUAUUGAUGAUGUUAUGGUGUUGUUUGAUUUGGGGCUGUGGGGUGCUGGACGGGGCGGUGCGGCGGUUGGCUGCAGCGCAAGAGCAGAGGCCUCGGGGCGGGCGAGGGGGGUUAGCGGGCGGGCCGGAUCACGGACUGUCUGACAGCAGCAGCGGCGGAAGUGCCGGCCAUGCCAGGAUUGUCAACGUUCAGGACAAUGUGCAGCUGCCGAUUGCACUGUCUGACAGCAGCAGCGGCGCAAGUAGCGGGUAUGGCCCAGCCAAUGAGACGACGGAACCAGACGCUGGAAGAUGCUGCAAGGAAACGACGCCAGAGUUGGGUGCUUGCAAGCCGUAGCGCACGCCGCUCCGCUCCCUCGGUCAGAGGCAUGAGCUGUUCCGCACCCCCCGAGGCGGUGUGAAACCACACGCGCUGCUCUCCCGCCCAGCCUCUUUGCUCAAUGUUACUGCCU
This is a messenger RNA of Chlamydomonas reinhardtii, 2616 nucleotides long. RefSeq lists its product as uncharacterized. The transcript has 8 exons. The record is from RefSeq and is a predicted model, not a curated record. The coding region runs from base 50 to 1816 and encodes 588 amino acids. NCBI's taxonomy places the organism in Eukaryota, Viridiplantae, Chlorophyta, Chlorophyceae, Chlamydomonadales, Chlamydomonadaceae.